AAAGUCCUGGCUUGGACUCCCUUUGCGUGUCGCUUAGCCAUGGAUACGGGCGAGGGGCCCGCGCUGCCCGCGGUGUACGCGGUGCCCUUGUUGCCGAUGAGCGGCAGCGUGGCGACGGAGAGCCCGGAGCCGGAUCUGUCCGGCCCCUUUGGCACGCCCGGGAGGCGGCGCAGCGCCGUGGAGCACGUGUGCAGCUGGCUGCAGUCGCUGCUGGGCUUCCAGUCGGACUCUAUGAGGAACCAGGCGGAGCACGUGGAGGCACUGUGGGAGUCCUUCCUGCGACGCUAUGACGAGCCCAGCCUGGCCCUUGAGGUGCUGGCCAGCCAGCUGCUGAAGAACGCCCGGAAGUGGCGGCAACAGGUGUGGCUUCCUUUCCUGGCGCCCUUGCAGCCCCAGCCGCAGGUCAAGGAUCCUCUGCGAGACGUCUGCUUGUAUUGGCUGAUCUGGGGCGAGCUGGGGAACCUCCGCUUCUGCCCCGAGCUGAUCUGCUUCGUCUUCGCGGCCGCCUCCGAGCUCUGCGAUAGCGACGCGGAGUGCCGCGGCUGGGCCAACCGCGAAGGGGCCUUCCUCGAGGAGGUGGUGAUGCCAAUCUACACAGUGAUGGUCCACGAGACCUUUGAGGUCACCGGUAGUCGCCCCAGCUUCCGCUUCGGCAAGUCCCCGGCGCCGGCGCGGGCCUGCAACUACGACGAUUGGAACGAGCUCUUUUGGGAUCCUCGACGUCUCCGGAGGGCGCUGAAGAUGAAGCCCGAUGGCGAGCGGGGCAAUCUGCUCUUCAUCAAUUCCUGCAGCGAAGCGAUCGACGUGUGGCAGAAGUUGCCGGAAAUCGACUGGGCCAAGUCCCUGCAAAGGCAUAAGACCCAUUUGGAGUUCCAUUCGCAUCUUCCUUUGCUCAUUGGCAACUACCGGAUCUUCCUGUUGCACACCUUCGCGCUCUGCGGGCUCUUGUGGUUCUGGAUUCUGCGCCUGGGGGGCCAGGAGGGCCUGGGCCGCAGGCUUUGGCAGGAUUGGGCCUGGCUCUGCGAGGCGGGGCUUGGCCUGGUGGCCCCGGCUUGGAUGCUGCUCUUCCAGAUCGGAUUUCAGGCGUUUACGCCCUGCCUGGCGCGGCGGAAUCGGCUCAGGGGAUGGCUGCAGCUGCUCUUCAUUGACCUGAUCCCGGUAGUGUCCUUCACCGCCCUGGUGGUGCAACACAACUCGCCAGGAGGCGUGGAGUCCAAGUUCCAGUACCUCCCCUUCGUGCACCUUACGAACUUCGACGUUUUGCUGGUUAUGCACACCUUCUUCUCCGUCUUCGCGCUCAUCUUGGCCUUGGGCCCUCGCUCCGACAACUUGUACCGCUGGCGCUUCUACCCCACCAUGUCGAGACCAGACGUGGUGCCUGGCACGGCCUUCUGGAUCUGCACCGUGGCGCUGUGGUCCGUUUUCGCGUCCAGCGGCGCCUGGUACUGCGCGCAGACCUUGCUGAGGAUUUGGGAUGUCUAUGACUCCCUGCUGCUGCCCAUGCCACAGCUACUGGCGGUGCUGAACGUGGUGAUUCUAGUACCCACCACCCUAGUCUUCUUCUCCACGCUCUGCUUCUUCCUGAACUUCGUGAUCGCCUUCAUCGGCGCCUGCGUGGGCGCCUACCGCCUCGGCGGGCUGCGGCUCAUGUGCACGCGCCGGGGCCUGGGCUUGACCUAUUUGCCGGAGGCCUUGGUUGGUCGGCUGCUGCACCUGCCAAACCACCCCAGCCGGGAGACCGGGGGCAUCUUCGAGCGCUUCACCUGGUGGAGGCGUAUGACCGACCUCGAGCUGCAGGCCUUUGUGGAUGUGUGGAACAAGUUGCUGAAGGAGCUCCGGGGCAAGGAUCUGCUUUGCGACCGGGAGGUCCAGUUCCUCGCCUUCAGGUCUGUGGAAGAAGCGCGGCAAGGGCAUGUGCCGCGGCUUUUCCAGGCGAUGAGCAUCAACGCCUUGCCGGCCAGCGCGGAGGCGCGGCGCCGCAUCAUCUCGCUGGCGCGGUCCGUGCAGAUGGACCCCUUGCCCAAGGCCAAGGUGAAGACCAUGCCAACUCUCUCCGUGCUGAUUCCUCACUACUCGGAGACGAUCCGCUACUCCAAAGAGGAUCUUUUUACAGACUCGGUGUCCAACGAUCUACUGAGGUUCCUCAUCAAGUACUACCGGGAUGAGUUUAGGAACCUGAUCGAGCGCUUGGAGAACUCAGAAGACUGCCAGGUGCGUCAUCGCCUGGAAGCUUCGCUCUUCGAGUGGGCCUCCCUGCGGAUGCAGACCUUGUGGCGCACCGUGGACGGCAUCUGCCGCGCCUACGCCCAUGCCCUGGAGAUGUUGGCUAAGCAUCAGGAGCGGCCUCCUCAGGCGAGUUUGAGCCAGGAGAUGGUGCGGCAGAGGCUACAGGUGGUAGUGGCCAUGCAGCAGUAUGCGAAGUAUGCGGACCCCAGCUGCCCAGCCUUCAGCCCUCACGAGCUGGAUGCGGUGGAGGCCAUGUUCGCCACCUUCGGCGAUUGGCUGAGCAUCGCCUACAUCGAGGAGCAGUCGAUGGGCGACGAGACGCGGUACUUCUCCUGCCUCAUCGACGCUUCCUGCGACAAGAUCCCUGUGGGCGUCGCCACCGCGCGGCGCCCCAAGUUCCGCAUCCAACUGCCAGGCUUCCCCAUCCUGGGCCACGGCAAGAGUGACAAUCAGAACUGCGCGGUGAUCUUCACCAGGGGCGAAGUGCUGCAGAUGAUCGACGCCAACCAGGAAGCCUACUUCGAGGCGUCUCUCACUCUGCCGGCGGCUCUGCAAGAGUUCUGCGACCCCGAGCGCACUCCGAAAGGACGCCCCGGCAUCGUGGGGUUCCGGGAGCAUAUCUUCUCGGCUGUGGGCCUGCUGGGGCGAAUCGCCGCGGACAGCGAGUUCACCUUCGGCACCAUGAUCCAACGGACUUUGGACUGGCCUCUGGCGGCCCGGUUCCACUAUGGGCACCCGGAUCUCAUGGACAAGCUGCAGGUGGUCCAGCAGGGCGGAGUCUCCAAGGGCACAAGGGGCUUGAACCUCUCGGAGGACAUCUUCGCAGGGCUGGACCUUUCCCUGAGGGGUGGGUGGACGGUAUACCGGGAGUACUUCCAUGUGGGCAAGGGCAGAGACAUGGGCUUUAUGAGCGUGCUGUCUUUCUACGCGAAAGUGUCCAUGGGGAACGCUGAGCAGGCCAUCACCAGGCAGUGGAUGCGUUUGGGCGUGCACUUGGAACUCCAGCAGCUGCUCGGGGUCUUUUAUUCCCACAUCGGGUUUUACAUGAACCAGUGCUACGUGAACCGCGCCACCAAGGCCUUUUGCUUUACUGCGGCCAUCUUUUCCCUGGCCGGGGAGGUGCAGGAGAGUUACAAGGACUUGGCCAAUGAGAUGAUUUCCAGCUACUUUGGCUACUUCUACUUGCUCUUCAUGGUCGCCUCAAUGCUGCCAUACGUCUUCGAGGUUAUGUUGGAAGAGGGCGGCCUAUCUGCCGUUCUGAGCCUCCUCUCCUCUCUGCUGGCGUUGAGCCCGGUCUUCUCCUCCUUCCAGUCCAAGCUCAUGGGCCACUUCUUUGAGACCACGUUGAGCUACGGGGGCGCGCAGUACAUCCCCACAGGGCGAGGCCUGGCCACGCGCCGCGAGAGCUUCGUGAAGAACUUCCGGACCUUCGCGGCUUCGCACAUGCACGACGCCGUGGAGGUGGUGCUCUUCUUGGCCUUCAGCUGGUCUGUGAACUAUGGUGCGGGCUUCUACUUCUGCACGCUCUUUGCAGCGGGCUCGUGGCUCUGCGCGCCCUUCUUGUUCAAUCCGAGGCAGUUCGAGUCCACGACCAUAGCGCUGCGAGACUGCGCGGAGUGGAUGGCUUGGAUGACUUGGCACGGGGAUAAGGAGGAGGCCUCCUGGUUCGCGUGGCAGGUCAGCUUGCAGGAAGCGAGGCGCAACAAGUCGGUGCUCCAAUUCAUCUUCUUCAACUGCCGCUGCAUGGCGGCUCUGCUGACCCUCGCCCUGGUGGCCUCGGUGCAUCCCUGGAAGAACCUCGCCUUCUGGCAGGCCUGCUUGCUUUACCUGCCGCCACUGGGGCACUGGGUGAUCUGCCUGUGCCUUUCCGCCGCAUUCUGCGGCGACUCCGCGUCCAAAGUGCCCUACGUGCUGAUGGCGCCUUUGGCGGUGCUGGUGAGCAUCCUCGAGCUGGCCGCAGCAGAGCAGCUGAUGACUCCCAGCGUUCUCUUCCACAAGUACAUUUGCAUCCGCUGGAUGCUGGAGGCGGCGGACGGCAUUGCCGCCAUCAAGCCCGGCAAGGCGCUUCUGACGGUGCUGCACGACGCCUGCCGCGCCUGGGCCUUCUCCUGGCGCUUCAGCCGGGACGCCGCCCUUGGAGCGCUGAUGGCUUUGGGUGGCCUGAUCUUCGCGACGAUCCCUGGGCUGAACUACUUGCAUACGUUGUUCCUCUUCCGCACAAGGCGGCCAAAGGAAGAGGGCUUGGCGGAGGAAGACGCGGAUACUUCUUCAGCCGUGGUAGAUGACGAUCCGCUGAUCAACUUCUUCCGUACCUUCGCGCCGGAGUGCAGCAUCGGCAACGUCAGCCCAAGGAACACGCUCCGUGCGUCUCGGAGCACGCCCACCUUCUGACGCGCACUGAGCACGGGGCCUCCCGGCGUGAGCGCAGAAGGCAGUGGUGUGUGCCUUGAUUUGCCCUUGAAUGACGGACAUUGCUUGCAAAUGCGAGAUGUUAGUGGGAGGAAGGAUAUACAUCCCGAAACCGCGGGAUUUGAGCCUGGCACUCGCUCAUCGCAACAAGAAAAGAAGCCCGUGCCUGGAGAGCUCGCUGGAAGGAGGUCCGUGGCGGGAGGCCUCCAGUUGCUGGC
Molecule: messenger RNA, 4853 nt
Organism: Effrenium voratum
Lineage: Eukaryota; Dinophyceae; Suessiales; Symbiodiniaceae
Source: the annotation of a GenBank genome assembly